CUCCGCGGGUUCUCCGGGUACGAGCGUGGGGCGCGGAGUGCCCGAGCUUUCCCCUUAAAGGAUCCACUUGGGCAAGGGGAGAGGGACCGGCGGCCAGCGGCGUGGGCUUCGUGCACUCUCCUCGGCGGCUGGGGCUGGAGGCCCUGGCGGCCGGCUAGCACCGGGCUGCGCCGAGCCGGCUCAGGCUGAGCGCGGGGACCCGGGGAUCGUCGGGUGUGCGGGGCGCGAGUGCUGUUCUACGCGCGCGGAGCCGGUGCCCGCCUGCUGCCGGUGCGCCUGAGGCUCUGGGUUCUGAACACCCAGUGGCCGGGCUGGACCUGGAUUCGGAAGAGGGAGGGAAGGACCAGAGAAGGACUGUCUAGAUCUCUCUCGCCUCCUUUGGAGAGAUGCGAAGUUGUGAGCUUGUGUGCAUUUGAGAAGCGCCAGAGAAGGAACCGGAUUUCAGGGUGGCCAGGCGGUGGGGGUGAACUUUCAACGGCUGUGUGUGGAUGUAGUGGGGCUAGGGCUGCUGCCUCCUUCUCCUGUGACUGUUCCUCUCCUGACGCCCAGCAGCCUCCAGUUGUGGUUGGUCGGUAGAAGCCUCUGCAGGAAGAAGAAGAGGGAACCCGUGGGUACCAGACCAAUGCUGCCAGAGGUGUGAGGAGAGGAGCUGACACCUGUUGCUACACUACAGGCUCAGAAAGGAUCAUGGAGCUGGAGUGAGGUGAGGGGCUGCGAGCUGCUGAUCAGUGUGGGGGAACACUGGUGACUUGCAGAUCACUAAGGCUGGACGUUCAUGGCUCUCGGGUAGAACCCAGCGAAACAGCCAGAAUGAAUUCUAUGGACAGACACAUCCAGCAGACCAACGACCGGCUGCAGUGCAUUAAGCAGCACUUACAGAAUCCUGCCAACUUCCACAAUGCCGCCACGGAGCUGCUGGACUGGUGUGGAGACCCACGAGCCUUCCAGAGGCCCUUCGAGCAGAGUCUGAUGGGCUGCCUGACCGUGGUCAGCCGAGUAGCGGCCCAGCAAGGGUUUGACCUGGACCUCGGUUACAGACUGCUGGCUGUGUGUGCUGCAAACCGGGACAAGUUCACUCCCAAGUCUGCUGCCCUGCUGUCAUCCUGGUGUGAGGAGCUUGGCCGCCUGCUGCUGCUCCGACAUCAGAAGAGCCGCCAGAGCGACCCCCCUGGGAAACUCCCCAUGCAGCCCCCCCUCAACUCCAUGAGCUCCAUGAAACCCACUCUGUCGCACAGUGAUGGGUCAUUUCCCUAUGACUCUGUUCCCUGGCAGCAGAAUACCAACCAGCCUCCCGGCUCCCUCUCCGUGGUCACCACGGUGUGGGGAGUGACCAACACCUCCCAGAGCCAGGUCCUUGGGAACCCCAUGGCCAAUGCCAACAACCCUAUGAAUCCAGGCGGCAACCCUAUGGCGUCAGGCAUGACCACCAGCAACCCCGGCCUCAACUCCCCGCAGUUCACGGGGCAGCAGCAGCAGUUCUCCAAGACCGGCCCUGCACAGCCUUACAUCCAGCCUAGCAUGUACGGACGGCCCAGCUACCCUGGCAGCGGGGGCUUCGGGGCCAGUUACCCCGGGGGUCCUAGCGCCCCUGCAGGCAUGGGCAUCCCUCCGCACACCAGGCCACCAGCCGACUUCACUCAGCCGGCAGCUGCAGCCGCCGCGGCUGCAGUAGCAGCUGCCGCUGCCACAGCCACAGCCACGGCCACGGCUACAGUGGCAGCCUUGCAGGAGACACAGAAUAAGGAUAUAAACCAGUAUGGACCGGUCUGUUCCUCUUUCCAGAUGGGUCCCACCCAGGCGUAUAACAGCCAAUUCAUGAACCAGCCGGGGCCACGUGGGCCUGCCUCCAUGGGGGGUAGCAUGAACCCUGCCAGCAUGGCGGCUGGCAUGACUCCCUCGGGGAUGAGCGGCCCUCCCAUGGGCAUGAACCAGCCCCGGCCGCCCGGCAUCAGCCCCUUUGGCACACACGGGCAGCGGAUGCCCCAGCAGACGUACCCGGGCCCCCGGCCCCAGUCCCUUCCUAUUCAGAGCAUAAAGAGGCCAUACCCCGGAGAGCCACAGCCCAACUAUGGAAACCAGCAAUAUGGACCAAACAGCCAGUUCCCCACCCAGCCGGGCCAGUACCCGACUCCCAACCCUCCAAGGCCACUCACCUCUCCCAACUACCCUGGGCAAAGGAUGCCAAGCCAGCCCAGCACUGGGCAGUACCCGCCCCCCACGGUCAACAUGGGGCAGUAUUACAAGCCAGAACAGUUUAAUGGACAGAACAACGCCUUCUCGGGGAGCAGCUACAGCAACUACAGCCAAGGGAAUGUCAACAGGCCUCCCAGGCCGGUUCCUGUGGCAAAUUACCCCCACUCACCUGUUCCAGGCAACCCCACGCCCCCCAUGACCCCUGGGAGCAGCAUCCCUCCCUACCUAUCCCCUAGCCAAGAUGUCAAACCGCCUUUCCCGCCCGACAUCAAGCCAAAUAUGAGCGCUCUGCCGCCACCCCCAGCCAACCACAACGAUGAGCUGCGGCUCACCUUCCCAGUGCGGGACGGCGUGGUGCUGGAGCCCUUCCGCCUGGAGCACAACCUGGCCGUCAGCAACCAUGUGUUCCACCUGCGGCCCACUGUCCACCAGACACUGAUGUGGAGGUCGGACUUAGAGCUACAGUUCAAGUGCUACCACCAUGAGGACCGGCAGAUGAAUACCAACUGGCCAGCCUCCGUGCAGGUCAGCGUCAACGCCACACCCCUCACCAUCGAGCGCGGUGACAAUAAGACCUCACACAAGCCGCUGCACCUCAAGCACGUCUGCCAGCCUGGCCGAAACACAAUCCAGAUCACCGUGACUGCCUGCUGCUGCUCCCACCUCUUCGUGCUGCAGCUGGUGCACCGGCCCUCCGUGCGCUCUGUGCUGCAGGGUCUCCUCAAGAAGCGCCUGCUCCCAGCUGAGCACUGCAUCACAAAAAUCAAGAGGAAUUUUAGCAGUGUGGCUGCCUCCUCAGGCAACACAACCCUCAACGGGGAGGAUGGCGUGGAGCAGACAGCCAUCAAGGUGUCCCUGAAAUGUCCCAUCACGUUCCGGCGCAUCCAGCUGCCUGCCCGAGGCCAUGACUGCAAGCACGUCCAGUGCUUUGACCUGGAGUCGUACCUGCAGCUGAAUUGUGAGAGAGGGACCUGGAGAUGUCCUGUAUGCAAUAAAACCGCACUGCUCGAGGGCCUGGAGGUGGAUCAGUACAUGUGGGGGAUCCUGAAUGCCAUCCAACACUCCGAGUUUGAAGAAGUCACCAUCGACCCCACCUGCAGCUGGCGGCCGGUGCCCAUCAAGUCCGACCUGCAUAUUAAGGAUGACCCCGACGGCAUCCCCUCCAAGCGGUUCAAGACCAUGAGCCCUAGCCAGAUGAUUAUGCCCAAUGUCAUGGAGAUGAUCGCUGCCCUGGGCCCUGGCCCGUCCCCCUAUCCACUCCCGCCUCCCCCCAGUGGCGCCACCUCCAAUGACUACAGCAACCAAGGCAACAACUACCAGGGCCAUGGCAAUUUUGACUUCCCUCACGGGAACCCCGGUGGGACAUCCAUGAACGACUUCAUGCAUGGGCCCCCCCAGCUCUCUCACCCCCCGGACAUGCCCAACAACAUGGCUGCCCUGGAGAAACCCCUCAGCCACCCCAUGCAAGAAACUAUGCCCCACGCUGGCAGUUCUGACCAGCCCCAUCCCUCCAUACAACAAGGUUUGCACGUACCACACCCCAGCAGCCAGUCAGGGCCUCCAUUACAUCACAGUGGGGCUCCUCCUCCUCCUCCUUCCCAGCCUCCCCGGCAGCCACCACAGGCCGCUCCCAGCAACCAUCCACACAGCGACCUGACCUUUAACCCCUCCUCAGCCUUAGAGGGUCAGGCCGGCGCGCAGGGAGCAUCCGACAUGCCGGAGCCUUCACUGGAUCUGCUGCCAGAACUCACAAAUCCUGAUGAGCUCCUCUCCUACCUGGAUCCCCCCGACCUUCCGAGCAAUAGCAACGAUGACCUCCUAUCUCUCUUUGAGAACAACUGAAGGCCACCUCUGUCGGGGGCCAACCCUCCCCACUUUGCCUCCUGCCCCAUCUAACCCCACACACUUGCCCUCCCUCUCAAGUGCCCGUGUCAGGCCACUCCUUGCCAGAAUCACAGGCCUGGAGGCGGGCAGGUACACCGGGAAGGUUGUGUAGGGCUGCAGCUGCAUCCACCUGAAUACUUAGAGCUCAAAGAUGACCCCUGCUGAGGGGUGCCUGGUCCAAUGAGAGGCCCGGGCCCAUGGUGGCUUCAGGUCCCUCCAGAUGACCUUCCAGUGCAGUGCCCCCCAAAGUUCUUCCAUGUUCUAAACUGUAGCCCUGCUUCCCAGCCCAGAGCCUCCUUCAAGUGACUGGAGCCUGAAGGAACCACCCCUGCCUCAGUCCAGGUCGGGGUGGGGGGACAGCAAGCUUUUGGAGGAGCAGUGACAGUUGGCCACAGUGAGAAUUGCCUGCCCACCACCACCCACCCCAGAAAAGCACAAAUCUAGGAAGGAGAACAUCUCUCCAGGCCAAGGGUCUGCGCUUUGGCCUCUGCCAUGUACGCCGAGAAGCCGUGUAAACACUUGUGAGAAAAGCAGAGACAAGACAAGGUGAUGAGGAUCUCCCGUCUCCACUCGGGGAUGGUGGAAAAGGGGAACCGGGGCCACCCUAGGAGCCGGGACAACACAUUGGUGGCUCCAUGACCUGGCCUUAGAUCAGAGCCCAGUCUUGGACAGAGAGAAGGAAAGAAAUCCUGUGUAAGAGAGAGGACACACGUGUGCACACCCACCCAACAGGACCGCACUCUCAGCUGGGGGCUGGAGGAAAGGGCAGCUGGAAGCCCAUCAGGAGCAGCCCCUUGCAACUUUGCUAUAAGCCACUCCCUGCUUUCUAAACUGUGAAAGUGACCCUGGAAAGUUCUGAAGUCACCAAAGGAAAGGCACGUUGGACUUUGACCACAACCAAACCGUUUCCCUCGUGUGCUCUUCGUUUUCUUCCAACCCCACCUGCACCUGCCUCUCCUAGACUGUUCAGUGGGACAUGGCUUCCUUCUGGGUCCUUAUCCUUGUGUGUCCAGCCAGUGGCAGGGUGCACAAUGGAGAGACAGGACAGGGGCAGUGGAGACAGAAGCCUGAGCUGGCCAACAGGAGUCCAGCACAUCUGUGUCUCAAGGCUGCUUCGAGCUGCAGCCCAGGCCAUCACUGCAUGCCCCAGGAUACCCCACAGGCAACAUGUGGGCCCUGUGUGCGGCCGUCAGCCACCCCCUCAGCGUCCCCCCUCCACACUCCUGCCCCAGUGAGAGCAGUCUUCCCUCUUCACUCCAUCUGGCUUAGGGCCCUCAGGGGGCUCUGUCACGCAUCCACUUCCUUCCAGGCUGAGCCAUGGUGAUGUUGGGUUGCCCUGUUACUUGGGGUCCCAUCUGUAUAUCCUUGGCACCCUUCCCUGCUGCCGCCGCCACCACCUCCCAGAGCCCUUUCCUGCCCUCCCAUCCACCGUUGAUGUCCUUGGUAGCUGUCGUGUCCCAGUCCCUCUGUGGGUGCUUGGUGUUCCCCAGGGCUGUUCGGCUUGUACCCAGAAGGUGGUCCCAGCCGUUGACUCACAGUCACCUCACCCAAACGGCACAAGGUUUUCUUGUAGGACAGCUGCCAUUGUUCCCCUACCCUUUUUCUUCCUUUGUCCCUUUUGUCGAGGUUUUUUCCAGAACACCUGUUGUUCAGUAUGCAAAUCAGUUAUUUUAAGAAUCGCUUUUGUAAAUAUCUUUGUGAAUAUUUUAGUAUCGUCUUUGAUAAUACUCCAACAUUUUCAUGACCUGGUUAUUGCCUUUGCUGGUGUUUUUAAAAUACCUUGACUCAGCAACAAAAACUGAGUCCUUUUUUUUAAAAAAAAAAAGCAAACAAAAACAAAAAAGCAACCAGGGCUAUUUGUAUAGAUGAGGGAGGAACAGAAUGAGUGGCUACACUGGGAGGUUGUAGAUCUGGAAGCCUGCUGUUAAGAGCCAUUCCCUCCAACCCUGGCAGCUGGUGGGGACAAGACUGCGCCAAGUAAUAUGGCAAUGCCUGCCCUGUGCCCGUGGCCUGGCACAUGGCCACGGUCUGCACUGAACACCUGGAAUGUCAGCUUCAGACAGACGGACAGAUGCCUUUCCUUAGAAGUUUCUGCUUUCUGCUGUGAUACAGUUCCCAGAAAGGCCUAAGGUCCAUGCUGAUCCUUGUCACUGCACACCAGUUCUGUUCACAGGACCACCCUCUGCUCUCUAGUGCAGAGUCUAGAUCCAUCCUGCCCCUUCCAUCUUGGCCUGGUUUCUGGAGUUCCCUCCCACACAGGCCUCCAGGAGUAGGGUCAUUACAGAGCCCUCCCGGCCAGCUCUGGCCUGUGGGCACUGGGAAUGCCCCCUUCCAGGGUAGUUUCGAGUAGGAGCGAGCUGGAGCCAUCCCUUAGAAAUGACAAGGAAAGGCAACACCCAUUAGCAGAGGCAGGCCUGAGUUCUAGAAAGUUAACUUCCUGAUCCUGGAGCCAUAAGUAACCUCGACAAAAAAAGAGACAAGGUCUCAGCAAGCCACUCUCCUGUGCCAGCAUCCUUCCAUCCACCCGCCAGCAUGUGUCUGUCCCCACUCCACAAAAUGGGCUGGGAACAGACAGGCAGAAAGGGCCCUGUACAGGCAAUCGCUCCCAUCUUCUUGGUUCGAAGCUUUAUCCGUGUAUCAUGCUCCCCUGUAGCAAUUUUAUUUUUGAAGAAACGUCUAAUCCUUUUCCCCCAGCUGUAACGCCCAGAGAGCUCCAUUCUGCUGCCGAUGGGUCUCAGGCCUGACCUGUCCAGACGGGGCAGUGGGCAGCCGCAGUGACUCAAGGGACGUGUGUACAUAUGUAAAUGAGAAAUAGACGUGUCAACAGAUGCUUUCAUUUCUCUUGGAAUGUGUAUUGUUUUUAUUUUACAAAACAACCACAAAAAAAGGCUUGAAACUCCAUCAUGCGUGGAAAAGAAAAAAAAAAACUAGAUCCUGUUAGCAUUUGUCUCAGCCGUGUAAUAUACUCUGACCUUGUGUGGAAAGGUAUUUUUUUGUUCUUGUUUUUGUUUUUAAUUUUUACCUACCUGUACUAUUGAGCUUCAGUGUGCUAGUUCUGCCACCUGUGUAUUUUUAGGGUGCUAUGGAAAUAAUGAAAAGAAAUGGAGGAUUUCAGAAGAAAAUUGUAACCAAAUUCAUAACUUUGUAUAAUUUUUUGAUAUCAUGAUCACAGGUAAUCCACACGCCCACACAUCAACACGCCCACCAGUGCAGCCUGAAGUGACUCCCACCCGAACCGCCAUCCUCUCUGUACAUUGUCUGUACAAUGCAAUCAUUUCAUCUCUUCAACUGGUCAGAAAACUAAUUGUGGUUUCUAGUCUUGCAAAGCUGUAUGUAGUUAGAUGAUGUGACCUCUAAUAUUUAUCUAAUAAAUAUGUAUUCAGAUGAAACCUGUA
Perognathus longimembris pacificus (Pacific pocket mouse) is the source of this 7472-nucleotide messenger RNA. It is a transcript of the gene Zmiz1, whose product is annotated as zinc finger MIZ-type containing 1. Bases 811 to 4035 code for a protein of 1074 amino acids. The record is from RefSeq and is a predicted model, not a curated record. Gene Ontology annotation, biological process: protein sumoylation; regulation of transcription by RNA polymerase II. NCBI's taxonomy places the organism in Eukaryota, Metazoa, Chordata, Mammalia, Rodentia, Heteromyidae. The transcript has 25 exons. Gene Ontology annotation, molecular function: SUMO ligase activity; zinc ion binding.